Messenger RNA from Closterium sp. NIES-65, 1317 nucleotides. Lineage: Eukaryota; Viridiplantae; Streptophyta; Zygnematophyceae; Desmidiales; Closteriaceae. The record is from the annotation of a GenBank genome assembly.
AUGUGGACGUGGUCGUGGACGUGGACGUGGACGUGGACUGGACGUGGACCUGGACGUGGUCGUGGACGUGGACGUGGACGUGGACUGGACGUGGACGUGGACGUGGACCUGGACGUGGACGUGGUCGUGGACCUGGACGUGGACGUGGACAUGGACGUGGACGUGGUCGUGGACGUGGUCGUGGACGUGGACGUGGACGUGGACGUGGACUUGGACGUGGACAUGGACGUGGACGUGGUCGUGGACGUGGAUGUGGACGUGGACGUGGACGUGGACGUGGACGUGGACAUGGACGUGGACGUGAACGUGGACGUGGACGUGGUCGUGGACGUGGACGUUGAUGUGGACCUGGACCUGGACGUGGACGUGGACCUGGACCUGGACGUGGACUCGGACGUGGACGUGGACGUGGUCGUGGACGUCGACGUGGACGUGGACGUUGUCUUGGACUUGGACGUGUACGUGGACGUGGACGUGGACUUGGACGUGGAUGUGGACGUUGACGUGGUCGUGGACAUAGACGUGGUCGUAGACGUGGACUUGGUCGUGGACGUGGACGUGGUCGUGGACGUGGACGUGGACGUGGACGUGGACGUGGUCGUGGACGUGGACGUGGACGUGGUCGAGGACGUGGACGUGGACCUGGUCGUGGACGUGGACGUGGACGUGGACAUGGACGUGGACUUGGACGUGGACGUGGACGUGGACGUGGACGUGGACGUUGUCGUGGACGUUGAGGUGGACGUGGACGUGGUCGCGAACGUGGUCGUGGACGUGGACCUGGACCUGGACAUGGACGUGGACGUGGACGUGGUCGUGGACGUGGAUGUCGACGUGGUCGUGGACGUGGACGUGGACGUGGACGUGGUUGUGGACGUGGACGUGGACGUGGACGUGGUCGUGGACUUGGACGUGGACGUGGACGUGGACGUGGUCGUGGACGUGGACGUGGACGUGGACGUGGUCGUGGACGUGGAUGUGGACGUGGACGUGGACGUGGACGUGGACUUGGACGUGGACGUGGACGUGGACGUGGACGUGGUCGUGGACGUGGACGUGGUCGUGGUCGUUGACGUGGACGUGGACCUCGACGUGGACGUGGAAGUGGACGUGGUCGUGGACGUGGACGUGGACGUAGACGUGGAGCUGGACCUGGACGUGGACUUGGACAUGGACAUGGACGUGGAGCACGUGGACGUGGACGUGGAGGACGUGGACGUGGACGUGGACGUGGACCUGGACGUGGACGUGGACUUGGACGUGUGUUCAACCCACCGUGUGUUCAACCCACCGUGUGUUCAACCCACCGUGUGUUAA